Molecule: messenger RNA, 671 nt
Organism: Myodes glareolus (Bank vole)
Lineage: Eukaryota; Metazoa; Chordata; Mammalia; Rodentia; Cricetidae
Source: RefSeq, a predicted model, not a curated record
AUGGCCUCUGGUGUGGCUGUCUCUGACGGUGUCAUCAAAAUGUUCAAUGACAUGAAAGUGCGCAAGUCUUCGAUGCCAGAAGAAGUGAAGAAACCCAAGAAGGCGGUGCUCUUCUGUCUGAGUGAGGACAAGAAGAACAUCAUCCUGGAGGAGGGCAAGGAGAUCCUGGUAGGAGAUGUGGGGCAGACUGUGGACGACCCUUACACCACCUUUGUCAAGAUGUUGCCAGACAAGGACUGCUGCUACGCUCUCUACGAUGCCACCUACGAGACCAAGGAGAGCAAGAAGGAGGACCUGAUGUUCAUCUUCUGGGCCCCUGAGAGUGCAUCCCUUAAGAGCAAAAUGAUCUACGCCAGCUCCAAGGAUGCCAUCAAGAAGAAGCUGACAGGAAUCAAGCAUGAAUUACAAGCAAACUGCUACGAGGAGGUCAAGGACAGAAAAACUAGGUAGUAGUGCCGUCAUCUCCCUGGAGGGCAAGCCUUUGUGAGCCGCCUCCAGCCCCCUGCAUGGAGCAUCUAGCAGCCCCAGACCUGCUCAUGGGUGUUACAGGCUGCCCCUUUCCUGCCAGACCUGAGGGGCUGGGGGGAUCCCAGCAGGGGGAGGGUAAUCCCUUUACCCCAGUUGCCAAAUGUCCUCCCCACCCCCUGGACCGUCCUUCUCCCUCCCCCUCC